This is a messenger RNA of Aspergillus chevalieri, 492 nucleotides long. RefSeq lists its product as uncharacterized. The record is from RefSeq and is a predicted model, not a curated record. NCBI's taxonomy places the organism in Eukaryota, Fungi, Ascomycota, Eurotiomycetes, Eurotiales, Aspergillaceae. The transcript is spliced from 3 exons. Gene Ontology annotation, molecular function: methyltransferase activity. Bases 1 to 492 code for a protein of 163 amino acids.
AUGAAAAAUGCCCAAAACGCAAACCUCGCAAAUACCUCCUUCCUCGAAUCUAGAAUCACAUCCGUCCCCCUCCCCGACUCUACAGUUGACUGCAUAAUCAGCAACUGCGUGAUCAACCUCGUCCCUGCGAGCGACAAACCGUCCGUCUUCCGCGAGAUCUUUCGACUGUUGAAAUCUGGUGGCCGCGUUGCUGUUAGCGAUAUCCUGGCGAGGAAGCCGCUGCCGGAGAGUAUUAGUGGGGAUAUGGCGUUGUAUGUUGGGUGUGUUGCAGGGGCGAGCUUGGUGCGGGAGUAUGAGGGGUGGUUAGCGGAGGCUGGGUUCAAAGAUGUGUUGAUUCUGGAUGCGAAGUCGAAUUUGAAUGUCUAUAAGGCGCUGGAACCGGGGUCGUGCUGUGGGUCGAGUGGUUGCUCGACGAGUACGAAGGUUGAUUCUUCGAAGAUUGAUUUUAAUGAGUGGGCUGGGUCCUUCCAGGUCUAUGCCAUCAAGCCUUAA